CUCUGUCGAUGAAGUGCAAAAGAAGUGUAAUUUCUUUAUUUCUUGUGACAUACUAAUUUUUUUUACCCAGAAUAAUAAUAAAGUAAUAAAUAUAUACUAUGCGGUCGACGCCAUUUUUAAAUGUAAAUAAAUAAAGUUUCUAACCUCACUUUUAUUAGACGGGACGGUAACGCGCACUUUUGACUUUGACAUGUUCUGUGAUAUAAUUCAUAUACAAUUCAUAUAAUUUGAUUAUUUGAUAAAAUUAAUAAAAUUUAAGAAGAAUUUUUAUUUUAACGUUUAUAUCAUGAUGGACGAUACAUUUUUGGAUGAUGGAAUUGGAGUGCAUUUUGAUAAAGCAACAUUAGAAAUGAAAAAGGAGAACGAAAAUUCAGGUACCACAAGUACCACAGGCACUACAAAUACAAAACAAAGUACAGAAACGACAAGUGGAUUAACAAAUUCAUCAGAAUCGAAACACGUUUCAAAUAUUCCUUUCAGAAUAAUUGAUGUUCACAAUUAUUUCUCAGACAGAGAGCAAGUUAUAGAAAGAGCUUUAAAAGAUUGUCAAAAGGAACUCGUGAACAGUGAAGAGACACUUUUGGGAAGUUGGCUAUUAACCGAAAUAAGUCUGUGGGACACUGAGAAGGAAAGGCUGAUUUUACUGACAAAAGAUUUUCUCUUCUCUGUAAAAUACGAUCUCAUUUCGUUGAAAAUUUUGGAAUUCAACAAAGUACCAGUAAUGGAGAUUGACACACUUCUCUACGGGGAUUUAAUUUAUCCCUCGAAAUCACUUUUACCAAGAUUGAAUGGAUUGGCCGAAGGAUUUUCUUCCUUAAUUAAUUGCGCUAUCCGUCAAGAAUGGUCGUCCUCUUUAUCUGGCUUGACUCAUUUCGAGUCUAGAAAUCGAAAUAUGAUCGGUAUGAGAAUAAUGUGGAAUAAAGGACAACCUCUUCAUUUGAACAAAAAGUGGAAUCCUUUCGCAAAAAAUAUCCCCUGGCUCACUUAUACAAGUCAUCCGCUUUAUUGGCAUAAAGGUUCGGAAACCGAUAAAACGAAGUACGACGUUAAAGGCCUGGAAGAAGCUCUACAAUCCAUAAUUCCAGAACACAGCAGUAAAUUAAAUAGACCGAUUAUCAUUGAAAAUUAUAUAGGUAUUUGCUCUCUAAUUCACAAUAGAAAUUCCCUGGGAUUCUUUAAAAUAAGAGGAAAAGUCAGUUUCUGAUUUGUAAAUUUAGAAUUUCAAAGGAGGAAAAAUGAAUAAUAUUGUGUUUUAAUGGAUAUCGAAAUUUUUUUAGUUUUGUCACUUUAUAAAGGAACUCUGAAUGGUACGUCACUGCUGAAUGAAUGAAUUGACCAGGGACUGAAAAAGUUGGAUUCUCUUUGAACUUUCACUUCCCAAGUUUGUUCCCCUCUGAAUCAUAUUCCGACAACCUGUUAUAUACGCAAUAUGUAUGUGCUCCGAAUGUUUUAAAAUGCCAGUGUGAAAAAAAAAUAUAACAAAUGAGCAGACAUGUGAAAAUGAAGAAACAAAAUUGUUGACAAUAUAUUUUUGUCACUGUUUUCAAAAAUAAAGGAGAAAGAAAUGAAAAGCGAAUACAAAUAAUGCGAAAAAUGGGAAAUUUAUAAUA
Messenger RNA from Leptopilina heterotoma, 1610 nucleotides. Its product is annotated as tumor protein p63-regulated gene 1-like protein. Gene Ontology annotation, cellular component: cytoplasm. The record is from RefSeq and is a predicted model, not a curated record. The transcript is spliced from 7 exons. NCBI's taxonomy places the organism in Eukaryota, Metazoa, Arthropoda, Insecta, Hymenoptera, Figitidae. The coding region runs from base 287 to 1204 and encodes 305 amino acids.